Molecule: messenger RNA, 3262 nt
Organism: Girardinichthys multiradiatus
Lineage: Eukaryota; Metazoa; Chordata; Actinopteri; Cyprinodontiformes; Goodeidae
Product: germ cell-specific gene 1-like protein
Exons: 7
Coding region: 1173-2489 (438 amino acids)
Cellular component (GO): plasma membrane
Source: RefSeq, a predicted model, not a curated record
UGUUCUAUACCAUGGUGUUAAAUGAGUUGUUGUGGGUCAGGAAGGCUGCAUGAGAAAGGAGAGGUGAAGUCAACAAGAGAAAGGAAAAGGCUGUGAUGAUGGAAGGAUGGAUGCAGUUUGAAGAGCAAAGGGGUUGGAAAGUAACAGAUGGACUUGGGAGGAUUAGAUUGAAUGUGGGUGGGUUUCUGCUGGAAACCAGGAAUGAUGAAGGAAUCAAGAGAAAAAGUGUGAAAACCUGAAUUUAUUAUUGAAGAAAGUUGAAGGAAACACAAAGUGAACAUCAUCUGUACAACCAACUUCGGUAUAGCAUGAGAGUCACCGGGCAUUAAUCUCCUCCACCUUACCCAAGAUUAAAACAGAUUUACCAGGCCCAGAGGCAGGCCUGGGGUCCUGGACUAAUCACUCCUUCUUUAACCCAACCCCUCUCUGAAUGGUAAGGGAACAAGUUGAGAAGGGGCAUGUGCAUGAGACUGGACUUGAUUAGAUGUAAAAUCCGGACAAGAUAUAAAUUGGUCUUGGAGCGGGAAGAAGAAAUCGUUGGAAAAACAGAUGUGUGAUGAGCCAUAAUGGCAAAGUGAAACAUGGGCUAGAUACAAGGCUGGUGCCGUAAUACCCUCAGUAAACAAAGCUCCUAACUUUAAAGCUGAUAACCUGCUUUGUUUGUGCAGUAAAUCCCGAGUUUCUGUAACAGAUACUACAGCAGGGACACCAGCUGAGACGGCUUUGAUGAGGACACAACAGCUGGAGCUCCUCAUGCAACUUCCAGCCCGCACAUCUGCCUCAACUUGAUUAAAUCCCAGCACUUUAUCUUUCUUUCCUCCACCGUUCUUUGACCUAUUCUCAUCAGAUAUUGUUCCUCAGACCCCGCCCUCUUUCCACCUGUUCACCACUCCUCAUCUUCCUCACCGAGCUUUGUUCUUCAUCUCAGACAUUUCUAAUCUCCUUAGUUUCUUCUUUUCCAUCUUCCAUGAAUCACUCAAUUUUUCAAUCAGCUACCCUGCAUCUUGCCUGACUUUUCCCAGAGCUGUCCUCAUGUUACAUGAAAUGCUUCAGCUAGCACCAGAACCAGUCAGGCGCCUCUUGCCAUUUUAGGGACCUCAAAGUAAAUUCUAGGUAUCACUCCCCCACCUGCCACAUUUCUCCACUGACUUCAGUCAGGUCGACCAGUAACAAUGCUGGAGAACAUGUCCAGACGUAACCGCACCUUGCUGUCCCUGGCUCUCACCUCUCUGGCCCUAACGAUGUCCGUGUCGGCUUUCUGCACCUCCUACUGGUGUGAAGGAACACAUAAAGUGGUGAAGCCAGUCUGCCUGUCACCGGUCAAGAUGAAGAACUGUGGGAAGAACAACAGCCAGCCAUAUACAACAGAGGCUCCCACCUUGGACCCCAAGAACCCAGUUUCCAACGUGACGCUCUCUCCACAGCAGAAGGAGGAACUGGCCCUGAUAAGGAAAAAGCAGUUGGCCAAUGCCGUCCAGUAUCUCUGGGAAACGGGCGAGGACAAGUACAUGCUGAGAUAUUUUCACACGGGCUUUUGGCUCUCCUGUGAAAAACACAAUGAAGGAGAUGAUCAGGAAGAAAAGUGUCGCAGCUUCAUUGAGCUGACCCCAGGGGAGACACAAGGCGUGUUAUGGCUGUCUGUUAUCAGUGAGUUCAUGUACAUCGGCCUUCUGGCGAUGGGUUUCCUCCUGAUGUGCGUCGAAGCGAUGUGCCUCUGUGCCAAGAAGGAGAUGAGCUCCUUGAAGAUCAACGCCUACGCUGCAAUGUGCACCGUCCUUUCGGGCUUGAUGGGGAUGGUAGCCCAUAUGAUGUACACAACAGUAUUUCAGAUGACAGUGAGCAUUGGACCAAAAGACUGGAGACCACAGUCUUGGGACUAUGGAUGGUCUUUUGCGUUAGCGUGGCUCUCCUUCAGUUGUUGCAUGGCAGCCGCUGUGGCAACACUCAACUCGUACACUAAGACCAUCAUCGAGAUGAAGCACAGAGCCAGGUUGAGGUUGGAGGAAGCUCGAGCUGCUACCAUCGCCCCUUCCUAUGAGGAGGUUGUUCGAUCCGGUGGGGGAGGGUUUUACUCAGUCAGCCAGCUGAUUCAGCUUGGCCAGCAGGGGGCCCUCAUGGAUCCACUGUUGCCAAGAGGACUGGGACCAGCGGUUGGACCUUUGGCAUGUGGUGCUGGUGGAGCCCUGCUGGUUGGAGGUGGAGUAGGCGGCAUUGGGAUGGGAACUGGAGGAGUUGGAACUGGAGGAACCCCAGCUUUGGGAGGAGCUGGCAGGAUGGGUGUUAGAGGAAGUGGAGUUUGGAUGGGAAUGGGCGGCACUGGUGGGACGAUGGGGGCAAUGGGAGGAGCUGGAAUGGGAACAGGAAGAAUGGACACUCAUGGGGUUGUAGUUGUGGAGGGAUGUGUCACUGAAGGAUGUGAGGAGUGUGAACGAGAGAUGGAUGAGAUAGAUUACACUCUGCAGGAGAAAAGAGAGGACUCGCUUUGCUAGGGUUUACAUAGGCUAAAGACUGGCAAGCAAUACAUGACAUGAACAAUCAUUUUAUUUGUUUUUGUACAUAAACACUUUUCAGGUUUGCAAAUGUUAGCAGAGUCAGUUUCAUUUUCACUAGCCUAAAAUUCCCAUACAUUUACAGCUAGGCUAAUGUCUGCUUACAAUGUUGUCCUGCCUAAAAUGUUUGCAAGUUUACAUUAUACUUGGGUUUUAUUAAUAGUGCAGUCAUUUAAUAAACACCUGUCAAGUCUUCUUCAAUAAGAGUUGGUGAGUAUUGCCCCAGUACACUGUACAGCAAAGAGAAACUCAGUUGCGGUUUAAUUAUCACUGACAUCAAGACUUGCCAUGACAUGUAACACAGCUCUUGAACUGAAGCUCAUCUACUACUUAGAGCCAUGAAUAAAUGAAGCAUUCUUUCUGUCAGUUCUAUGGUUUUAACGGAGAAAUUACCUGGUCUUAACCAAGUUUUAAAAUUAUUUAGAUAUAACCUCAAAUAUAUAAAAGCAAACAUGAAAGAUUUCAGUUUUUAAGAGAAUAAUGCCCUGUCAGAAAUGUUUAAGAGUUAGUCAAAACCUGGCUUGUACUCAUAUAAGGACAUGAGUUGGUAACAAGUCUAAGACUGGUAAAUCUAAGGAACUUUGUGAAUAUGUGUUACAAGCCGGAUACAAGCUGGUCAUACUGGACAUUACACAGCAUUUUAUUGUUAAAUGAAUUGAAAAUUUCAUUGCACCCAUGUGGAGCAAUGACAAAUAAAGAAUUCUGAUUCUGAA